Messenger RNA from Paramecium tetraurelia, 690 nucleotides. RefSeq lists its product as uncharacterized. Gene Ontology annotation, cellular component: nucleus. The transcript has 3 exons. Gene Ontology annotation, biological process: regulation of DNA-templated transcription. The record is from RefSeq and is a predicted model, not a curated record. Lineage: Eukaryota; Ciliophora; Oligohymenophorea; Peniculida; Parameciidae.
AUGUCAGGUUUUAAGGCUCAUAAAACUAGGAAUAAGCCAAUAGUUUUGAAUUUAUUAAAUGGAUUAAAAUAGGGUGCUGAUGGUAAACUGUAUGAUGUAAUGGAUGUCAAUACUUAUAUUUAAAUGAUGAAUGAUUAGUAAUAAUCGUAAAACAUUCCUAAAUCUUUAAAGUGCAAGUGUAAUAAAUCAAUGUGUUUAAAAUAAUAUUGUGAUUGUUUUGCAAAUGGCAAUAUGUGUACUACACAAUGUCAGUGUCAGGGAUGUCAUAAUACUGAGGAUUAUUUAGAGGAGAGAGAAGAGGCAAUCAAUAAAUUGAAAAUGCAAAAUUAAUCAAUUGAAAAAGAAGUACCAGUUGGGAUUAGUUGCAAGUGCAAAAAAUCAAAAUGCUUGAAACGCUAUUGUGAUUGUUUUUAGAAUAAUCAGAAAUGCUCUGAAAGUUGUCAAUGCAAUAAUUGCUCAAAUCAAGUGGAAAAGGUUGAACAAGGAGAUUAAAGAUUGAUGAUGAAUUCUAUUUCAUAAUUUGAUGAGAAUAGCAGAUUGGCAAAGUCACCCAUAGUUUACAACAGAUAAGGGUUUUUCAGAAGGGCUGACAGCAUGAAUUAUUCAAAUUCCUUUGGUUAUUCUAGAAGAAUGCUAAUUCAACAUGAAGGACCAUACUUUUUAAAGUAAGACUCGUAAGGAUUUAAUUGA